Botrytis byssoidea is the source of this 1266-nucleotide messenger RNA. RefSeq lists its product as uncharacterized. Lineage: Eukaryota; Fungi; Ascomycota; Leotiomycetes; Helotiales; Sclerotiniaceae. The record is from RefSeq and is a predicted model, not a curated record. The coding region runs from base 1 to 1266 and encodes 421 amino acids. The transcript is spliced from 3 exons.
AUGGCGCCACCUGAUGAGACUUCUGUCAAUAAGGUACCAGCUUUCACCAAGGAUGCAGAGGUAGAGAAAGCAGACAAGCAGAGACUUGCGGAGGAGGAAGAUGUCCCGACACUUCGAUCGUCAAGUCUCGAUAACAUUGUUGACAAAAAUGUCAAUCAGGAGCUCAAUCAAGAGGUCAAUCAGGGGGUUAACCAACAACUUAAUCAGAGGGACAACCAAGAGGUGAAUAAAGAGAUCAGUCAGGGGAUUAAUCAAGAGCUCAAUCGGAGGGUCAAUCAAAAGAUCAAUCGAAAGGUCAAAAAGCGCCUUACAUACACACAUUGGUCAAAAGAGGAAGAAAAAAUUGUUCGAGACAUCAUUUACAACCACAAAAUCAACCCAGAGACAUUCAGACUGGAUCUUGAGGAGCUGGAUAAAUAUACAGUUAAGAAGCUAGCAGAGGCAGGUUUCGUCAGAACAGAAUCGGGGGUUAGUUUUUUCCGGGUAAAACAUCCUUGUGAAGUCGAUUACAGUUUGGUAUGUGAUCUUGUUGCCAAUAUGCCUGAGUCAAUUAGUGCCAUGGAAGAAAGGGAAAAAUAUGAGAGAGCUGCCGCGAAUGCAAGCGAGCCAGUUCGUAUACGAAGUACAAUUCCUUUCCAGAGUGCAUCUUCAUUGCAGGAGUGGGAUACUUUGAGCGGAAUAAAGAACAGCCGAUUCGCGAUUAAUGGCAAGCGAAAUUACGAAGAGUACAACGACGGUCCGGCAGGAGACAGUACCAAUACUGUUAGUUCUGCUGCCGCUGCUGCUGCUGCUGCUCGGAAAUCGCAAGCACAGGCAAAUCCCACGGGAACCAACGGCAUAUUUCACCCAGUAACCAUUCAGCAGGCCUUCCUAACGACUUCUGGAUCCAAAUCCUAUGAAGUUGCCAAGACGCAAAGUGAGAUGGUUUUAAACAUGCCGUCACCAUCAAAGCGGAUGUGUGUCGCCAAUGGAAGCAAGGAAAAUCCUAUUGAGAUCCGGGACGAUUCACCAUCGCCUCAACAACAGUCAGAGAGUGAUCGAAUUGAAAAAGCCAGAGCUUCACUAGCUGAUCUAAAAAAUGAUUUAUUGGAUUGUUUCAGAAUAAAGCAUUGGAGUGAGAAGACUGUAAUGAUAUGUGAGACGCGGCUCAAGGACACAGCGGAGAUGACAGCGAAGUACACAAAGGUAGCUAAGGAGAAAGUGGACGAGAUGUUCAGAAUCCAGGAACUAAACCCAGAGUUCAGAGACUUCAAGCCAUUCGGAUAA